Castor canadensis (American beaver) is the source of this 743-nucleotide messenger RNA. NCBI's taxonomy places the organism in Eukaryota, Metazoa, Chordata, Mammalia, Rodentia, Castoridae. The record is from RefSeq and is a predicted model, not a curated record.
UUCAAGUCCCUUAGAAAGACGGAGAUAGGGAAAGGAUUGAUCUGAUUGUUCCCUUUCUGCCCACACCUGGACAGGAGUUUGCGGCUCUGACGAAAGAAUUGAACUUAUGUCGGGAGCAGCUUCUGGAGAGGGAGGAAGAGAUUGCAGAGCUGAAGGCAGAACGGAACAAUACGCGGCUCCUCCUGGAACACCUGGAGUGCCUGGUGUCCAGGCAUGAAAGGUCACUGCGCAUGACUGUGGUGAAGCGCCAGGCCCAGUCCCCGGGCGGGGUCUCCUCGGAGGUGGAGGUGCUUAAGGCCCUAAAAUCCCUCUUCGAGCACCACAAGGCUCUGGAUGAGAAGGUCCGGGAAAGGCUUCGGAUGGCGUUGGAGAGAGUGGCGGUGCUAGAAGAGGAGCUGGAGCUGAGCAAUCAGGAGACUCUGAACCUUCGAGAUCAGUUAUCUAGGCGGCGGUCGGGGCUGGAAGAGCAGGGCAAGGAUGGGGAUGGGCAGACCCUUGCCAAUGGCCUGGGUCCUGGCGGGGAUUCCAACCGGCGCACAGCAGAACUGGAGGAGGCCCUGGAGCGGCAGCGUGCGGAGGUGUGCCAGCUGCGGGAGCGCCUGGCGGUGUUGUGCCGUCAGAUGAGCCAGCUGGAGGAGGAGCUGGGCACCGCUCACCGCGAGCUGGGUAAGGCGGAGGAAGCAAACUCCAAGCUGCAGCGCGACCUCAAGGAGGUGAGGCUGGAGCCCCUGGAGGGCUGCCCU